Messenger RNA from Syngnathus acus (greater pipefish), 4968 nucleotides. RefSeq names its product TNNI3 interacting kinase (gene tnni3k). Gene Ontology annotation, biological process: regulation of transcription by RNA polymerase II; protein phosphorylation. The coding region runs from base 103 to 2610 and encodes 835 amino acids. The record is from RefSeq and is a predicted model, not a curated record. Lineage: Eukaryota; Metazoa; Chordata; Actinopteri; Syngnathiformes; Syngnathidae. Gene Ontology annotation, cellular component: nucleus. The transcript is spliced from 26 exons. Gene Ontology annotation, molecular function: RNA polymerase II-specific DNA-binding transcription factor binding; protein kinase activity; ATP binding.
CCGCCAUGAUCCCCCUCUUUAUCUGGAUGUGUGCAAUUGUGGCAGGAGGUAGUGAUUGUAUGACUCACGGCCUGCUCGCAGACUCAACACGGGAACUUGUCAAUGGGGAACUACAAAUCCAGACCGUCACAGACGUGUACAGACGAAUGGAAGAAAAAGGUGAGCGAGUCGUACUCCGCCAUCCUGGAGAAGCUGGAAGAUGACCUCCAGCUCAAGGAAAGCGAGCUCGUGGAUCUCAAACUCGCAUUCAGCUCCGACGAGGCCUUUCAGAAGGUGAACUUGAACUACCGGACGGAGAAAGGCCUGUCCCUACUGCAUCUCUGCUGCGUGUGCGAAGGUAACAAGGAACAUAUCAGCUCUUUAAUGGUCAAAGGUCUUCGCCCGUCCAGACUGACCAAGAAUGGAUUCACCGCGCUCCAUUUGGCUGCGUAUAAGGACAACGGCGAGCUGGUGACGGCGCUCCUCCACGGGGGGUCGGACGUGCAGCAGCUGGGCUACGGAGCCCUCACCGCCCUGCACGUCGCCACCUUGGCCGGACACAUGGAAGCCACCGAUAUUCUCCUCCAGCACGGCGCUUCCGUUAAUGUCCAGGAUGCUGUGUUUUUCACCCCGCUGCAUAUCGCCGCUUAUAACGGCAAUGAGCAGCUCAGCAAAUUACUGCUGAAGUUUGGCGCGGAUGUGAAUGCCAGUGGCGAGGUGGGCGACCGGCCAUUGCAUCUGGCCGCAGCCAAGGGUUUCCUGGACAUCAUCGCGCUUCUCGUUGGGGAAGGAGGGAAAGCAAACGUGAAUGCGCAGGACAACGAGGACCACGUCCCCCUCCACUUCUGCGCUCGCUUCGGCCACCACGAGGUGGUACGCUUCCUCCUUCAGGGCAACUUGGACGUGCAGGCGCACGCCACCAACAUCUACGGGGACACGCCGUUACACUUGGCCUGCUACAACGGCAAAUACGACGUCGUCAAGGAGAUCGUCCAGCUCUCUGGUGUCGAGAGUCUCACCAAGGAGAACAUUUUCAGCGAGACGUCGCUGCACAGUGCUUGCACCUACGGCAAAGACCUGGAGAUGGUCAAGUUUCUUUUGAGCCAGAAUGCCAUGAGCAUCAACCACCAAGGCAGAGAUGGACACACAGCCCUGCACAGCGCGUGUUUCCACGGCCACAUCCGCCUGGUGCAGUUCCUGCUGGACAACGGGGCCGACAUGAACCUGGUGGCUUGUGACCCCAGCCGCUCCAGCGGGGAGAAGGAUGAGCAGACCUGCCUCAUGUGGGCUUACGAGAAAGGUCACGACGCCAUCGUCACUUUGCUGAAGCACUACAAGCGUCCCGAUGACUCUCCCUGCAAUGAGUACUCGCAGCCAGGAGGGGAUGGCUCCUACGUUUCUGUGCCGUCGCCGCUGGGGAAGAUCAAGAGCAUGACGAAAGAGAAAGCAGAGGUUCUUCUACUCAGAGCCAGCUUGCCUUCUCAUUUCCAUCUUCAGCUCUCCGAGUUGGAAUUUAAUGAAAUUAUUGGAUCUGGCUCCUUCGGCAGAGUUUACAAAGGCAAGUGCCGGAACAAAAUAGUCGCAAUUAAACGCUACCGAGCCAACACGUACUGCUCCAAGUCGGACGUGGACAUGUUCUGCCGAGAGGUGUCCAUCCUGUGCCGCCUCAACCACCCUUGCAUCAUCCAGUUCGUGGGCGCCUGUCUGGACGACCCCAGCCAGUUUGCCAUCGUCACCCAAUACAUCUCGGGAGGCUCGCUCUUCGCGCUGUUGCAUGAGCAGAAGAGGCUUAUUGAUCUGCAGUCCAAGCUCAUCAUCGCCAUGGACGUGGCCAAGGGGAUGGAGUACCUGCAUAACCUCACCCAGCCCAUCAUCCACAGAGAUCUCAACAGUCACAAUAUUCUUCUUUAUGAGGACGGUCACGCCGUGGUGGCUGAUUUUGGAGAGUCCAGAUUCCUCCAAUCUGUGGACGAAGACAACAUGACCAAACAGCCUGGCAACCUGCGAUGGAUGGCCCCCGAAGUCUUCACACAAUGUACACGCUACUCGGUGAAGGCGGACAUGUUCAGCUACGCCCUCUGUCUGUGGGAACUGCUGACUGGAGAGAUUCCCUUUGCACACUUGAAGCCUGCUGCCGCAGCAGCAGACAUGGCCUACCAUCACAUCCGACCUCCUGUCGGCUACUCGAUCCCAAAGCCCAUCUCUGCGCUUCUGAUGAGAGGAUGGAACGCAUGUCCAGAGGACCGUCCUGAGUUUUCUGAGGUGGUCACCAACUUGGAAGAGUGUUUAUGUAACAUUGAGCUGAUGUCACCCGCUUCCAGUAACAGCAGCGGCUCCUUGUCGCCCUCGUCGUCCUCCGACUGCCUCCUCGCCAGAGCCGGGCCCAGUCGGGGUCAUGUGGCUGCACUGCGGUCCAGGUUUGAGUUGGAAUACGCGCUCAAUACUCGAGCCUACGCCUUCUGGAGUCAGAGCGAGCGGAGGCGUGCAUCCGGAGGCCUCUCGUUGGAGGAAGUACGAAGGAGCAUGCAGUUUUCCCCCGUCGAUCGCAACGGUUACGUGUCCGAUCCUAUGAGCACCAUGCGAUUCUGCUCCUCAUUCAGCAGCAACGGCAGCUUUGAAGACAGUAACUAACACCUUGUGUGUGCGCAGGUAAGCCAAAUCCUCGGAGACCAGUCGCCGUGAAUUAUUUAAUUGGUGCGAGCCGGAGUAUCUGCUUGCAGGUAAGAGCCCCAACGUAGCAUUUGAUACCUCCCAUUAAGCGAGCCUCUUUGCUUUUGUAAACAUUGUGUGCAGCCAUCACAACUCAUCUACUUUGUGAUUAAUGCGUGACAGCCAAGUUGGAUUUGGGCAUGCCCCAGUCGUCCGUCAUGGGACGUCUCUCAGGGUAGGACUGAGCUUCUCCUUCCAAGUGCUUUAGUGCGACCUCCUCACGGGAUGACUCCUCAACAAUCGUCAGAGGUUCUGAAGAUUGUCUGGCCUCCUUGCCGGGACCCGCAUCCGAGUCCCUGAAGUCUUCCAGAGGUUCAACAAAGGUUUCAAAGAACUUGGAAGCUUGAUGCGUGCUUAGCCAGUUGGUGACUAGCUCGGCACUGCUGGCCCGGGCCAGCGCAUCUGGACUUUCUCCGUUGGGGACCUGAUUGGCGGUUUGAGUAUUUGACUGGGGUUGGAGAAGCACACUUGCUCCUUCGUCCGAGGCCUUGCUUGCCUCUUCUGUAUUGGCCUCGGGCCCUGGCGACCUCAUUUCGGAGGUCAAGUUCUGGCUCGGGUCUUCGGAAGACUGCUUCUCAGUUUGUUUGGUUUUCUCAAGAUCCAGGUCUUGUCUGAUUUGAUCUGGCUCCUCAGUCAAGUCAACUCUACCCGACGUCUCCCCGUUUUCACCGUCAACUUGACUCCUUUUACCGUUUUCGGUUCUCAGAACUUUGUCCGCUAUGGUCUCUUCGGUCGGGCUUGAUUGUUGAAAGACACCGAGAGUCUCCGUCACAACGUUCAGAUGUUCAUUUUGCAAGUUUGCUUCUGAUGGUUUCUCCUGUUCCUGUGAGUCCUUCGCUGAUUCUUGUCUUUCUUCGGGGUCAAAGGUGACACUCCUGUCUUCAGAUUUGUUCUCAUCUUCCACGGUCGAUUGUUGUUUUUGUUCGCCUAUGUCGGUGUCGUCUUUGUGUCUCGCUUCACUCUCCAUAUCUAUUUCUUCAUUCAUAAUAAUUUCUUUGUCUGAGUCAUCUUUAGCUCCAUCUUCCCUCUCGUCUUUCUUUAUGGCUUCACUUUCUUCCUCAUCUGUGGUUGUUUUGUCGAGUUCUUGUCCUUCCUUGACCUCCAAAGUUGUCAUUUUCUCGUCGUCUUUGUUUGUCAACUCUUCAAGUCCUUCAGCUUCGUUCACGACUUUUUCCAUCGGUUUACUUUCCUCUUUAUCUGUAGUUGCUUGGUUUGUUUCUUGGCUUUCUUCUGCCUCAACAAUUUUCUCUUCUUCAUCCUUAUCAGGACAAUCCUCAGCUUCAUUUUCCUCAUUGGUCGCUUUAUUGCUUUCUUCCCCUUCGUUGGCUUGAGCAGUCCCGGCUGCCUCGUCUUUGUCUGCACUUGCUUCGUUUUCCCGUUCGUCUUCCUCGUUUGUUUCUUCAACUUCAUCCGCCUUUACUUCUUGGUCCUCUGCGCUCUUCACUUUGAGAGCCUCACAAUUGCCCGUCUCAGUUUUUUCUGAUUCUUCGGCCUCAGCUUCAUCGAAGGUCGCCACUUCUGCUUCUUGCGUUUCAUCGUCGCCAGUCUUUUCUAUGGUUUCCUCCUUUUCACUUUCCUGGUUUAUGUCAAUCUGUGGAUUUAUUUGUUCUUCCUCUUUCUUUCCAUCUUCCUCACACUUAUCCACUGGAUCAUCUGGCUCUUCGCUAGCAUCCUGGACAUCUCCCGACGCUUCGUCCUUGACAUCUUCUUGAGAAACCAUUGUAUCCAACCCGCUCGGGUCCUCUGGUGUUGCUUCUAAUUCUGAUCCUCCAGCAGUCUCCUCCGCCUUGGUCUCUGUUGUCUCGCUACCUGGCUUCACCUCUGGAUCAACAUUGACGGAGAUAGCGGAAGAGUUGUCUUGAGGUUCUAACAUCUCCGCGCCUUCCUCCAUUUUCUCUUCGGAAUCGCCUUCCUUCACGUCUUCAGGUUCUUCUUGACCUGCUUCAGCAGGUUCUUUGGGCUCAGACGCUUCUUCUAAUUGAGCCUCCGCCAGAACUGCUUCUGCAAAAUCACACCAAGAGGUUCCAAUUAGCAUUUACAAUAUUUUGGAGAGGAUUUCAAUUUGAUACCGUCUUUUUCCGGCUUCUGGCCUUGCUCCGAAGGCGCCGCCGCCGUCUCCUCCUCUUCGGUGCUGGUGUCGCUCAGCUCUGGCUCGGAACUCUGCUGCGACUCCUUCAGGAUGGCUUCGGCGAGCUUCUCCUGCACAGAUUUGGCUUGGGAAAGACAAAGAUGCAUAGCAGAUGUAUCGUUGUCAGGUACUUGCAGAACAUUUCGAAGAAA